AUGCAAAAGAUCAAGCAAAUUAGGAAUGAAUUUUUUAUUAACACUUCGUUUCCAGGAGUUGUGGGCUGCAUUGAUUGCACACAUAUUGCAAUUGUACCUCCUAACAACCAGAAUGCAGAAAUACCCGAGUAUAUUUAUGUAAACAGAAAAGGUUACCACUCAUUAAAUGUACAAUUGAUUUGUGAUUCUAAACUUUAUAUUUUGAGUGUGAAUGCAAAAUUUCCUGGCAGUACAGCAGAUUCUCAUAUAUGGAAUUCAACUACAGAUAUAAAAAACAUCUUAGAGGAAUUGUAUAGACGUGAAUACAAAGGCAUAUACUUACUGGGAGAUUCAGGAUACGCCCUAAGACCUUGGCUUUUAACACCAUAUUCUGAAACAACAACUAACGAAGAAGAAAAAUACAACAAAAUGCAGAUGUCAACACGAAGUAUAAUUGAGAGGUGUAAUGGUGUAUUAAAGGCUCGGUUUAGGUGUUUAUACUGGGUAUUACACUAUACACCGAAAAAAUCAGGGAAAAUUGUAAAUGCCCGUGUUAUUUUACACAAUAUGUGUAUAUUUUCUAAAAUUCCAGUUCCAGACAUGAAUGAUGACAAUGUGGAAGAAAUUGAUUUAGGAAUUAUAAAUAAUGAUUAUCCUGAAGAUGGCACUCGAAGAAGGAAUGUGAAUCCUGAAUUAGUUGAAAGUAGAAGAAUAAGAGACAAUAUAGCAAGAUGUUUGUUUAACAACAUUAUAAAACUAUUAAGAUAA
Macrosiphum euphorbiae (potato aphid) is the source of this 747-nucleotide messenger RNA. NCBI's taxonomy places the organism in Eukaryota, Metazoa, Arthropoda, Insecta, Hemiptera, Aphididae. The record is from the annotation of a GenBank genome assembly.